AGGGACUCAGUUCGGACGUGUCAUGAGAACAGACAACUGAAAGGACACUAUUGAUACACCCUACAGGUCUCUCUUCGGUUAUUGCCACACAAGGAUAAAUCAAGGAUAAAUCUGCCGUGAUAAAAAGUUUGACUUAAGUCGUUUAAAUCAUUCUCGGUGCCGUGUUGGAUCUGGGUACCUGCUCAUGUGAGUUGUUCUCCAGCUAUGGAACCCUGGCCUCUCAUGGCCUGGGGCCUGAUGCUGACCGCCAUCAUCAGAGCGGUUCAAUCGAGGGACUUCACAGAAAAAGACAUUGUUUUUCUCCAUCCCUCAACAACUCCAUAUCCAGGAGGAUUUAAAUGUUUUACAUGUGAAAAUGCACCUGACAACUAUGAAUGCAACCGCUGGGCUCCAGAUCUCUACUGUCCACGAGAGAGCAGAUAUUGCUACACACAACAUAAGAUGAGCUGGGAUGGAAACACAGUGUCGGUGACGAAGCGUUGUGUGGCGCUGGAAGACUGUCUUGUAACUGGGUGCUCUGAGGUGGAUCAUGAAGGAAACAAGGUUUGUAUAUCCUGUUGUGAGGGGAACAUCUGUAACAUGCCCCUCCCGCGAAACGAAACUGACGCCAUCUUUGCCACCUCAUCUCCCAUUAAUGAGAGCGUUCAGCCAGCACAGAGUCCCACGCUGAUGCUUUCUGUCUGUAUCAUCAUCCUGAUGCUCCACAGUAUUAACUGAGAGAAUGGCCCGGAGUGGAAGAAACCUUCAUGGCAGUUAUUUAGGAAACUGUUGACUUGUGCCCGUCAGCUGUGGGCUUUACUUUCCUCAAAAUGAAGUGUUUUUAUUUUCUCUGAAUACAUUUUUAUGUAUCAUAUACUAAUGUAUGAUAUGAAAAAAAAAAAUAUUGGUUGGUUUCCCUGAAGCUGAGUGGACUUGGGACGUGGAUAUUUAUGGCAAAACUGAAACAAACCUGCACUUUUUUAUUUUAUUUUAUUUUUUAAUUGUAUUAAAUGUUAGUUGUGUUUUUUUUAUACAUUUCUAUAGAUAUAUUUAUUUUUUUAUCAUUCAUUUUUGUAGGAAGAUGAACUAUGUUGUUGGCUGUUGGUAUGAACCUAACUUGAAUUUUUCCACCCACCCCUCUCACCACUGUUAGAGUAUUUUUGUCAUUGAAAAGCGUUUGGCACCUAUAGAACCAAGUUCAGUGUGUCAUCCAGCAUUCCGCACUCCUAUAAAAAGAAAAUUCUCUUCUAGUUUUGCACUGUGUAUUUGUGUCAUAAUAAUGCAACAUGUAUUCCUAAAGCGCUUGUGUACAGAUUAUCAUGUUAAACGUCCAUAUAGCUUAGAGUGAAGGGCUAUAAAUAUAUACAUUCCUAUACAUUUGUCAGUCUGUUGUUGUGUACUGUAAUAUUUCAUAAUCAUGAUUCAUGGCUGACUUUGCAGUCGGCAAAAUGUGUUGGGUCUGCGGUAACAGUGUUAUAUUUUUCAGGCGUUAUGAUUGGUUUAGGGGAUCUGCCCAGCUGUAAAUGAAGUUAUUUCCUGUUUCUUCUCCAUCUUUUGUUGAGUUAUGAAAAGUAUUGUAACAUUCACUGAAAUAAUUUUGUACACUUCAGUACAAUAUAAAGGGCAUGGUGAUCACAGAAGGGCUAAAAACCUUUACUCAGGAAAUUAAGGACCAGUUAGUGCCAGACAGUUUAGUAAUACACAAAACACCUUUACCCUCAGUAGUAAACAAUAAGAGGACAUAUGCAUUAAACAUGUCUCUGAAUGUGCUAAUGUAAAAUCAGCUCUCGUCAUCUCAGAUUUAUAACAUUAUGUACAUAAAAAUGUUUUUUUAAAUCAGUUUUUACUCUCAUUUAAACUAUAAUAAGAAGUGGAUAUUUGUAAUAGGGUUGCAUGGUCUUUUUUAUACUCACAAAAUUGUGAAUGCUGCAUGCCAUCGUGUCCCAAGGCUUCUUAUAAAUGUAGAUUUUUUUUCUAUGCUUGUUUGUAAAGUCCCUGUAUAUUCUUUUGUACAUGAUUUUGGAUAUAUUUUUAAAUCUCACCUCUGCAGUACAUUGGUAACACUUCUGUGUAUUAAACAAAUGUUUACUGA
Carassius auratus (goldfish) is the source of this 2071-nucleotide messenger RNA. RefSeq names its product ly6/PLAUR domain-containing protein 6-like. Gene Ontology annotation, molecular function: acetylcholine receptor inhibitor activity. Lineage: Eukaryota; Metazoa; Chordata; Actinopteri; Cypriniformes; Cyprinidae. The record is from RefSeq and is a predicted model, not a curated record. The coding region runs from base 205 to 717 and encodes 170 amino acids. Gene Ontology annotation, biological process: positive regulation of canonical Wnt signaling pathway. The transcript is spliced from 5 exons.